AGGUAUCUAUUACCUUGUGGAAACAUGAAUCAUUAUUGUCAUAUCUACAAAACAAAAUUACCAACUUGCAGAUAUGAUAAUUCUAAGGAAUAACAUCAAUGAUUUAAUGAAGUAAAACCUGGAGUUUUAACUUUUAUAUUUUUGGUUUAUGGAUUUCUAAGAGGUGCCAACCGCUUCUUGAGCUCAUCAACACCUGAGCUGUAUUACGGAAUACUUAUCAUACAUUCUUUAACUUUUGCAGCACCUUGUAACCCUGACAAUCAAACGAAGGCUUGCAGGGAGAUGGCUCAUCAGCAACAUAAGCAAUAAGAGAUUCAUCAGAGUUCCAAGAGAUUCCCUAGAACAUAUACCAUUAAGAAAGAUUUCAACUUUGCUAAGUUUGCUGGGAUAAUAGCUACCGAUAAAGUUAUUUAUAACAAUCCUGUAGCAGCUGCAAAUGCUACUACAACCAGGCAAUGAUGCUCUUAUAAGCAGUUCUAGAGUUUCUACCAUAUUUACAUUGAUGAAGAGAGAAGAAAUUUACCAGCCAUCAGCAUACACUGAGCCAUCAGCGGAUUGGGGAAUCCGGAACUCCUCCAACGGAGAUGAACUCCAUAUUUCAAAUUGUGUGGGAGAUUCAUUUUCAGGAUUUCUAAUCACAAGAAGCUUGGAACCUGAUGGUAAAGGAGCAGUUAUAUACACUCCUGUCAUCUCAACAGGAAAUGGUGCCCAUUGGAAGUUUACAUUAUUGUUACUUUCUUUCGAAAUACUAGUUGACAACAUAAACUUUCUUUUCUUGUUUGCCAAAAUAUUCGGUUGGCUAAUUGAAAAUAUUGCUUGGGAGCCUAUUCCUGCAGCAAAAAGUUUCAAAAAACAGCAUCGGGAUCUGCGAUAGCAUUUUGGUUUUAAAUAAAAAGAGGAACAUAAAAGAGAAAGAUGAAGAAA
Gossypium arboreum is the source of this 924-nucleotide messenger RNA. RefSeq lists its product as uncharacterized. The record is from RefSeq and is a predicted model, not a curated record. The transcript is spliced from 2 exons. The coding region runs from base 437 to 874 and encodes 145 amino acids. Lineage: Eukaryota; Viridiplantae; Streptophyta; Magnoliopsida; Malvales; Malvaceae.